Messenger RNA from Colletotrichum chrysophilum, 735 nucleotides. RefSeq names its product DNA replication protein psf2 (gene PSF2). The record is from RefSeq and is a predicted model, not a curated record. Gene Ontology annotation, biological process: double-strand break repair via break-induced replication; DNA replication. The transcript is spliced from 2 exons. NCBI's taxonomy places the organism in Eukaryota, Fungi, Ascomycota, Sordariomycetes, Glomerellales, Glomerellaceae. The coding region runs from base 1 to 735 and encodes 244 amino acids. Gene Ontology annotation, cellular component: nucleus; GINS complex.
AUGGCCUUACCUCUGCCGUCGGGUCUCGUACCCGCCGAAGUUGCUUUCCUCUGCGAAAUGGAACUGGUCACAAUUGUGCCCCGCCAGCGCCUGGAAAGCAUCGACCUGCUAAGCGGUGCAACACCAGCCCUACGACCUCCGGCACGCGCCGAUCUGCCCAUGUGGCUCGCCCUCCUCCUCAAGAAACAACGUCGAGCGAACAUUGUCCCUCCGCCAUGGCUCCAUCCCCAGUCGCUUGCCAAGAUCGUCCACCACGAAACCAAAAUCGAGCCCGAUGCCUUCUCGCCCCCUCCGCCACCGCCCGCCAGAGGCGACGCGCUAGGAAACGCCAGCCGAUACGGCGAAGAGACGCUUUCCGCCCCGUUCCUACCUUCAUGCACCGCCGAUGCACCGCCAAACGCCCUGCCAUACCACUGGUUCGAGCUCGCAGAGAUGCUGCUAGCCCACGCGAUCGACGAUAUACCCGCCCCCUCCGAAGUCAGGUCACUCCUCCGAGACCUCCAAGAAGUGCGAUCCGCGAAGCUGAGAAAGAGCACGGAAGAGCUUUCCGAGGUUGCGGGUGUCAUGAGUCUGCGCGGAGUGGGAGCGAUGGAGCUGGCCGAGAGCCGUGGCUUCUUCCUGGGCGUCAUAGAGGGCGUACGGAAGAUUGGCGCGAGCGCUGAGGCUAGCAGACGCGAGGAGGAGGAAGAGCGUGGAGACGGUGUCGAUUAUGAUGAAGACGAAGAUAUGCUAUGA